AUGGGACUAACUGUGAUAUUAUAUAGUGAACCUCCUAGCCCAUUACGUGCCCGUGGGUUUAUAGGAAGUAAGGAAGACAUCCAAGCUGCCAGUGCUCACCUCUUCUGUGAUGCUGCAGCAAGACUUCAACAGCAAAAUCUUGACAAGACUGACGGCAAUCGUUUACCAAUCCCAAACUCGGCUCCACGGAAUUAUACUCCUGCUGAGCCGCUGAGAGAGCGUGGCCUUAACGAAGGAAAUCCCGAAUUAGCAUCAUACUUGCAAUCGGAAAACUACGAGUCUUUCUCUUCUCAGAACAAAUCAAGUGACACUCGUUACAUUAGCUCAUUUGAAACAUAUCAUUCGAACGAGUCGCACUCGACCUUAGCCUCAAGCGAGGAGCUUGACCCUGACCUUCAUCCACCUUCACCUUCUGUUGGGUUCUCAAAGCCAGUUGUUUCCAUCGAGAACGCAGCGCAUGCGCAUCACCAGCUUAAUCCAGUAGUUGAAUCACAAACAACCAGGGAAGCCUACGAAGAACCCCCGAGGUCUAAGGAAUCCCAACCUCCUCCAGCCGACAAGUUAAACCCUUACCUCCGUCCCCAUCCGAUCAGGCGUGCCUACACCACAGAUGAUUACAAUUAUCACUACUACGAGGAUCGUUCUGUAAAACCUUCUGAAUAUAAACAAUAUCCACGGCCCAAACGUCUCUAUACUCGUGGCAAAUUUCAAGCGAGAACUAGAGAGCUCCUGAAACACGACACCACACCCGGAGGUUUCAACGAUUUUGACCCUGAUUUUUCGAGCCGUAAGACCACACCGGCGCUUGCUCUCAAACCAGCCCGGUCAUUCCAGGAUCCACGCUCUCUUACAGAUCCAUUACCGAAGUCGAAGCACGAUUUCGAACACGAUAGCCGGCAGCGUUCAGCUACGGUUCCCAAGAGAUCUCGGCCCCCUCAGAAGUACGAACUCCGGACAGACUCAUUUCCUCAACCACAUCAUUUCUCAACCCUCAACCCCAAAUCUCAGUAUAACCCCUUGAACUUCAUUCCAGGUGGGGUUAACUCGUCGGGCUAUCUUUAUCUACCAACCCCUGGAAGCCACCCGGUUGCUCGACCCGAGCCGGACCAAGCCCCACCCCUUAAAGCCGAACCACGGGUUUUCCAUGCCCAAGGCGACUUCGGCUUUCCUUUAAAUAGGCCUUAUUCUCCUGAGCUUUCUCCCGAAUCGUGCCCAGUUCUUCCACGGCCUGUCUUCCACCUAGAGCUCCCUCCUACACAAAACCGGAAUCGCAAGAAAAGCGGAGCUCGGAGGCUUACUUCAUCUCUCAAGAAGCUCUUCUCACGCAAAACAAAGUCAGAACCAGAGAAUACUACUUCUGCUUCUUCCAGUCAGACCAACGCAAACCCUACACCAGCUCCAAAGGCCCGGGAAAGGUUAAAUUGCCCUGCUCCAGCGCGUUGUGUACGAUUUGAAGAACCGCUGAGGGAAGCUGAUUCUAACCAGAUUGCACAAUUAGAGGAACAACUUAAGGAAGUUGAUUCGGUGCAAGCUGAACGUUUCGAAGAACAGUUAAGGAAACCUUUCAUCACAGUAACUGUUGACCCACCACCUGAAGACGAUAGUCCACCUCAGCGAGAUACGCCCGUCAUGUUUUCUGCGGGGCAUCUCGACCCGUCAUCAGCCAUGAUGGCUGUCACAAAGCAGAAAUCUGAGGCUAUGCGACUUGCUCGAGAACAAGGAUUUGCUGUCCGAGAAAUGUGCCGGAGGGCCAAAACAGACAUUCCUCCAUACACAUUUGAGGAAUUGAUCGGAAAGGGUUCAUAUGGUCGUGUGUACAAAGGACACCAUCUUCCAUCAAAUUCUGUGGUCGCCAUUAAGGUCAUGGAUAUAGAUAAUCUUGACUAUGAGACCACCAGGGAUUUUAAGGAUGAGUCUAUCAAGGAUUUUAUUCAUGAGACGAAAGUCAUGUCGCAAGUAAAGGAAGCUGGGGCAAAGAAUAUUAAUAUUUUCAUCGAAGCUGUUUCGAUACAUUCCCAACUAUGGCUGGUUAGCGAAUAUUGCCCAGGGGGAAGCAUCAAAACUUUAAUGCGAGCAACUGGUGAUAAACUGGAGGAGAAAUUUAUCAUCCCAAUCGCUCGAGAAGUGGCUAUUGGUCUAAAGGCAAUCCACGACGCAGCUGGUAAUAUUCUAAUUCAUGAAGAGGGAAAUAUUCAAAUCUGUGAUUUUGGCGUUGCCGGCGUGCUUCAAAGUCAGCGUGACAAACGUUCAACCUGGAUUGGUACGCCGCAUUGGAUGCCACCAGAGCUAUUUCCCAACAAGCCUGGCGAUGAAGUCCAUCCGUACGGUAAUGAGAUCGACGUUUGGGCCUAUGGCUGCACACUUUUCGAAUGCGCCACCGGUAAUCCGCCCAACGCGACUCUGAGAGAAAGAAUGCAAAUUGGUCGCCAGCUCAAUCGGUUUACCCCAAGGCUUGACGGAGACAACUACUCAGAAGAAUUAUGUGGAAUUGUUUCAUACGCGUUGGAUGCUGAUCCUAGAACCAGGCCUGCUAUGGGCGACAUCCUUAACCACCCAUACAUUGCUGACUCCGAGCAAACUCACCCAACUGAGAGUUUAAGAGAGCUAGUGAAGAUAUACUAUCAGUGGUCUCAGCGUGGAGGCCAGCGAAUAUCACUUUUCAACCCCGGAGGUGCUGCAGCUGCAGAAAUGCCUGGGACGAGGGGGCCUGACGAUGAUGAAGCCUGGAAUUUCAGUACGACUGAAGGGUUUGAGAAGAGAUUUUCAAUUAUUGAUUUGGACCAGCUUUCUGCCUCUCUUGCCGCACUAGAAACCGAGCAGCCUCCAGAACCGAAUUAUACCUCCUUCGACCAAUUUAAUAUCGAGCCCGAAGAAAGGGAACUCACGGCCGAAGAAAAGGUCAAUUUCGACGAAAGAGUAAAGAGAGGAGCUGCCGCCAUGGAGGGACUUUUCGACGAAGCAAAGCCAAAGUACAAGUAUGAAACGAAAAACGACUUCGUCCCUGUGGAGCAAACUCGCAAGUUCACCGAUUUACCAUUGAGGACUGAGACGGAUAGGUCAUCUGUCGCCUCUACCUUCAUUGACAUUAAUCUUGGAGUCUAUGAUUCGUCGCAUUAUGCCUCAGCAUCAGGGUCUGCUAAUCCCCCUUUCCAGCUUGCCGAUGCUGAUACGAUUCGCGCCCACCGAUCAAGUAGCCGAUCAUACCGCGCCGCCUCUAUCGCGGGAAGUGAGCCACAGGACGAAUUCCCGCAACCCCGUGGCCCGCGUCCGCCAACUAUGGACUGGAAAUUCCCCACAACAGCCACUAGCAUUGAGGAACAUGAAAGCCCAAACCCAACGGAUGACGACAUUGCCCCACACGAUAUCGAGCCUCUCGAGCAGCGCGAAGAAAAGCGGGAUACCAGGGCUUGGACGUUUCCAGUCAUGACAGUUGAAGAAGACGGGCCAGGAGAUGAGCCAAUUGACGAGACCGCCCAUGCAGAUACCCUAGGUGCCUGGAGCUCGGAUAAUGAAAGCACCACUGCUCAGGCGAUGUUUCCACUUCAGCACUCGCCCUCCGUUCUUAAUAGGGCCACCAGCAAACUGGGCCACCGCGUUAUGGAGUCUGAAUCACGUCCGUCUACUGCAGAUUCCAUGCAGUCCUCAGUCUCUGAUGCAGACUAUGAUCCAUUCCGACUAGACCGAGAGGCUUCAACAAGUGGCCCUGGGAAUCAUACCCAAAGACAGGGCCUAGCAAAAGCACCCCCAAUAAAAGAGCCAGACUACUCUUAUUUUCCUCAGGACUAUACAUAUAAUAACCACCAUUCUAGUACGAACAUGGCUAAUGGCUAUGAGGAGAACCAUGUUGAGAGUGUGGCCCUCAUGAAUGGAAAUGCGCAAGCGCCUUCCCUUUCUCGAUCAGAAAGUUCAUCAAUGUAUUCUCAAAACGGAAGACAGCCGCCAAACACCGCCCCAGCAGCCGAAAGUAACGCAGUAGGCCAUUUUCCAGAGCCGAGACCUCCAACUGCAGAGUUGGAUCGUUUAUUCGGGGAGCUUAUGCACGGGCUAGCGGCAACUGGGGAGGCCAUCCAGUCCAUGGAUACGGCAAAGGCCGCGGAGAGUGAUGUGCCACCGCGAUCACCACUGCUUGUAUCGCGUCGUGGCGGCGAUAUGUGA
This is a messenger RNA of Microsporum canis CBS 113480, 4155 nucleotides long. Its product is annotated as polarity-defective 6. Lineage: Eukaryota; Fungi; Ascomycota; Eurotiomycetes; Onygenales; Arthrodermataceae. Bases 1 to 4155 code for a protein of 1384 amino acids. Gene Ontology annotation, molecular function: protein kinase activity; ATP binding. The record is from RefSeq and is a predicted model, not a curated record. The transcript is spliced from 9 exons. Gene Ontology annotation, biological process: protein phosphorylation.